Rotaria sordida is the source of this 522-nucleotide messenger RNA. The record is from the annotation of a GenBank genome assembly. Lineage: Eukaryota; Metazoa; Rotifera; Eurotatoria; Philodinida; Philodinidae.
AUGUUAACAAUUCGUCCUAGUCGUGAAGAUGAUAUUCCAGCUAUUACUGCGAUAUACAGUUACUAUGUAUUGUAUAGUACAUAUACAUUUGAAACUAUACCACCUACAAUAGAUGAAAUGGCUAAUCGACGUGCUGAUGUUCUUAAGAGUAAUAUGCCUUAUCUUGUAGCAGAAGUAGCAGAUUCAAUCAUUGGAUAUGCUUAUUGUAGUUGGUUUAAACCACGUGUUGGUUAUCGUUUCUCAAUGGAAUUAACGAUUUAUCUUGAUAAAGACAUGUGUGGUAAAGGUUACGGUAGUCAAUUAUUAAAUGCUCUACUACAUGAAGCUGAAUUAGUUGGUGUUCGAAAAAUGAUUGCAUGUAUUGGUGACUCAACUAAUGAAGGAUCUAUUAGAUUACAUCGUGCUGCCGGCUUUUCUCAUGUUGGUAUAAUGAAAUCUUGUGGAUGGAAAUUUAAUCGAUGGAUUGAUGUCAUAUUUAUGGAAAAAAGUAUUGGUGAUGGUGAUACUACAGCUCCUGAAUAA